Messenger RNA from Camellia sinensis, 640 nucleotides. It is a transcript of the gene CPISCA, whose product is annotated as chloroplast-localized ISCA-like protein. Lineage: Eukaryota; Viridiplantae; Streptophyta; Magnoliopsida; Ericales; Theaceae. Gene Ontology annotation, biological process: iron-sulfur cluster assembly. Gene Ontology annotation, molecular function: protein-macromolecule adaptor activity; iron-sulfur cluster binding. The record is from RefSeq and is a predicted model, not a curated record. Gene Ontology annotation, cellular component: chloroplast stroma.
UCUGUGACUGCGACCUUGCGUUGCCCAUCUCUCUGCAAGGGUCUGCUCAAGAAUUCAAGGUCUGUUCCUCAAGCUCCAACUUCGAUUUCUUUCCGAUCUUCUCCUGCAUAUCUCAGCCGCACAAAGCCCUUGUCAAUUCGAUCUGCUUCAAUCCAAGCCGCACCACCGACAUCUGGGGGAGUUACGCCUGCAAUUGCCUUGACGGAUGAUGCACUGAAGCACUUGAAUAAGAUGAGAUCUGAGCGGAAUGAAGAUUUAUGCUUAAGAAUUGGUGUUAAACAGGGUGGAUGUUCUGGCAUGUCUUACACAAUGGAGUUUGAGAACAGAGGAAACCAGAGACCAGAUGAUUCCAUUAUUGAAUACAAUGGUUUUGUUAUUGUUUGUGAUCCAAAGAGCCUUCUUUUCCUUUAUGGCAUGCAAUUGGACUACAGUGACGCACUCAUUGGUGGGGGCUUCGGUUUCAAAAAUCCAAAUGCUACACAAACUUGUGGUUGCGGUAAAUCAUUUGCUGCUGAGAUGUGAAAUCAUGUAAAUACAUAAAACUGAACAUGGAGUACUUUUGGAUGAGUGGACAUGAAUUGUCUGUUUGAGAAUUAUUCAACCACUGCAUAUAUAUAAUAUAAAAGCAUUUAUUUAAAAA